AGAAAUUGAUCCACAUUAAAGCAAGCUGCUGGGUGAUAAUUUCAAUCGGAGCAUUUAAUUAGACGAAUCCAAUCACUAUGAGUUCGUCCAAACAUCAGUCAGGUCUCAAGGGGAGCAGAAUUGACAGGAGCAACGAGAAGGUUUUCAUUCAUAAAGUAUUCUCUCAAGUGGCAGUCAACAAUCCAAAUCAUACGGCAAUUAUCUACGAAGAUGAGCGUGGCGAAGAAACAAGGUUGACUUUCAGUCAGCUCGAAGCGAGGACCAAUCAGCUGUCACGAGUCCUAGCGAAACGCUGUCGUCGAUCCUCGAUCAACGGCGUUGAUGCAAUCGUGGCGAUUUCGAUGCGGCCUACGGACCGACUUCCGACCCUCUUGCUGGCUACCUUGAAGGCCGGGAUGGCCUACCUUCCCCUGGAUCCAGAGUUUCCGGUUCCCAGGGUUAGGCACAUUCUCACCGAGGCUGAGCCCCUCAUCGUGGUCACCGAAGAAGGAGCCGACAUGACAAUAUACGAGGGCACACCUGCCAUCACGUACGAGAAGCUUCUGGAAGAAGCCAGCAACGAGUCGACACAGAACAUGGAUUUGGACGCGUGUCAAGACCUGGCGAUCGUUUUAUACACUUCGGGAAGCACGGGGGUGCCGAAAGGCGUUAAACUGCUCCACGAGACUCUGAUGAAUUCGCUUCGCUGGCAGUGGAAUGUGGUGCCUUAUUCGCCGACAGAGGAAAGAUGCGUUUUCAAAGCAACUGUGACUUCCGUCGACAGUGUGCCCGAAAUCUGGGGCCCUUUGCUUCAGGGCAGGAGCAUCGUCGUUGUUCCAAAGCACAUCACAAGGGACCCUCAGAGGCUCGUUCAACUUUUGGAGAAAUACAAGAUCGAACGGCUGGCACAAGUCCCGUCAUUGUUAAGGACUAUCCUGAUGUAUCUGGACAUGCAGCAGGACAAGCAUCUCCUUAAAAACUUGAAACUCUGGAUUUGUGCUGGCGAAGUCUUACCUCUUCCAGUGGCCGAACAAUUCUUGGCCACAUUCCCAUCAGGCGAACACACGUUGGCCAAUUUAUGGGGUUGCACUGAGCUUGCGGGCGAUGUCACAUAUCAUUUGAUCAAUCACCCGAAACAGCUCGAGGGUCUGGACAAAGUACCGAUUGGUAAGCCGGCAGAGAACUGCAUUCUAUAUGUUGUGGAUAAGAAGCUGCAACUCGUGCCGCCAGGAGAAUCAGGCGAGGUGGUUUGCGCAGGGAAAUACUUGGCGGCCGGUUACGUCAAAGGAAGAGAUCCGCAUCGUUUCGUGGAAAAUCCACAUUCUUCGGAUCCAGAAUAUUCGAGGAUUUAUCGUACCGGUGACUACGCGAGGAUUGUGAAAGGCAUAUUAAUUUACGAAGGCAGAAUGGACAACCAAAUUAAGGUCCGAGGACAUCGGGUCGACAUCGCAGAAGUGGAAAAAGCUGUCCUGGCAUCUCCUGCCGUCGACAAAACGGUCGUCCUCUGUUUCAAACCCGGUGAACUUUCGCAGGCUCUCGUUUCGUACGUGACGGUUAAAAACAACACCCGUGUUUCCGGAUCAGAGAUUGAAUCUCAUCUCCGCACCAUCUUACCUCCCCACAUGAUACCGCAUGUCAUAGUGAUCGAUUCCAUUCCGUUAUUGGAAAACGGAAAGGCUGACAGACAGAGGCUUUUGAAGCGAUACGAAUUGAUGAGCAGCGAAAAGGAUAUCGCCGUCGAUUGCGACUACGAAAAUGUCCCGCCGCCUCUUCUUCCUUUAGCCCGCGUCCUUUUUCCCACGGUAGCAUCGGUGAUCGGAAGUAGCGCCCGAGCCGCGGUGACGAUCGACGCGAACUUUUACGAUCUGGGGGGAAACUCUUUGAAUUCGGUCUACACCGUCACCAGACUUCUUGACCAAGGCUACCGCAUCGGAAUAACUGACUUCAUACGCGCGAAGAACAUGGGAGAGAUACUGCGGAGGAUGAGGAUCGACUCGGAGUCAGACUUCGAUGAGCCUCCGUCCGAAGAUGGAGAACGUUACGUCCUCGAGGAGCUUAAUGACUCACAUAGAAAAGACGUUAUCGAGAUGAUCACGGACAGUUUUUACCUGAAAGCUGACCUGGAUAAGUGGUUGAUGCCUGACAUUAACCGAGAAGAUUACUCGGAACUGAUCGACAAGCUUUGGGAUCCUCUGGUGGAGCAAGGAUUGAGUUUCGUAGUGAAAUCGACGUCAGGCGAGGCGCUAAGCGUCGCGUUGAAUUUGGACGCGAGAGACGAGCCUGAGGUGACGAUAAAUUCGAAGCUGAUGGUAACACUUGAGUUUUUGGAAUACCUUGAGAGGCCGAUUCUGGAAGAACAACUCCCGAAGGGAAAGGGACAAAUUUUCCACUCCUUCAUGAUGGGAACCAACAGCAGACUCACUUCGGCUGAAAAUGUUGCUCUCGUCAGGGUGAUGGAGGAACAUGUGUUUCGAGUCGCCAGGCAGAAGGGCUUUGACGGCGUGUUUGCAACAAACACCAGCCCUCUUACACAGCAACUGGUGACUGGUAUCUACAACUGCGACGUCUUGAUGGACUACCAGGUCAACAAGUACGUCGCGUCUGACGGUUCGACGCCGUUCGGAGAGGCGCCCGACAAUCAAAGAGUAUUAUGCUCCUGGAAAAGCGUGUAGAAAUUUCUCACCGGCGGCUCUGUGAAUUAUUUCUAGCUCCUUACAUGCAACGCAGUGGGUCCGUUUAUUAACAGUAAACACAUGCAUGUGAUCGUGACUACGAAUUCAAUCCGACAACGAUAUUAUUAAAGAGAUAAAACGGAUCGAAAGACGCAG
Messenger RNA from Neodiprion fabricii, 2807 nucleotides. Its product is annotated as dimodular nonribosomal peptide synthase-like. Lineage: Eukaryota; Metazoa; Arthropoda; Insecta; Hymenoptera; Diprionidae. The transcript is spliced from 12 exons. The record is from RefSeq and is a predicted model, not a curated record. The coding region runs from base 78 to 2651 and encodes 857 amino acids.